AUGGCUCCUAUUCUUCCAACCAUCACGCUUGACCAAACCCUCUUCGACCUCUACUCCCUCGAUGGAGGCAACGGUCAUGAAGUCGGCUUCGUCAUGGCAGUCCCUCCUCCGGGACCCCAAGUUGCACCAUCAUUCCCGAAGCCAGUCAAGUACGCCUACCAGUCCCCGCGGUAUCCGAAGCUCGAUAACGACAUCUACGCUCGCAUCUGUCUCGGGUCCGCCGCUCAGUACCAUGCCUUUCAGACGGGACCUAUUCCUCUGUAUCUGUUUGACGUAGAGCCUCCAAAGAGCGGCUUCUUUGCCAAGCUAACCGCGGUACCCGGCCAUCGCGAGGAUGCCGAGCGUGUCUACUCUCAGUUGGACCCCGCCCAGAGGCCUGAUGUCCGGUUCAUCAGUGCCCCGUCGGACAUCAAGAGAGCAGGCGCCACUAAGCUCUUCUCGUACACACCACUGGAUCUUCUUGAGGGCCGCACGCUUACUGUUGAUACUGAUGUCCACUACAAGCUGCUGUCCAAGAGGACGUUGGCUUUUGCGCCUUUGACCAGCCCGCGCUCGGAUGUUAUCGACUCGCAGCUGUCACACAAAGAAUCCAAAGACCCAGUGCUGGUCGCUGCAGAGGUGGGAAAAAUGCUCGCCCCAAUUCAGCAGCGGGCCUUGCCAUUUGUUGUCAAAGUCCCCCAGGCAGUCGGUGGCCAAGGUGUCUUCGUCCUCAACAAUGAGGCGGACCGUGCCGACUGUCUCGAGGGCCUUCAGGAGGAGACCGCCAGCAUGAUUCAGAGCGUGAAUGCCGCAAACGAGCAUCUCAACCCGGCCUGCCUGAUUCUCCAGGACAUGCUUCCUGGCGUUCCCCGCGGUCUAAAUCUCUUCGUCACAAAGACUGGACGAUCCGUUUGGGUCAGCUGCACUGAGCCAAUCCUUGAUGAGCGUAACUAUUGGAGCGGAGCAUUUGUCGACUUCAACCGUCAAAAGCACUGGGAAGAGUAUUACGGUGAAACGGCGAAACAAAUUUCAAAAUAUGUUUUCGACCAGGGCUACUAUGGUCCUAUGGGGGCGGACAUCAUGCUGGAUGAGAACAACAAGCAGCAUGUCAUCGACCUGAACGUUCGAUUGACUGGUAGCUACAUCUUGGGACUCAUGCGGAACCACUUCACCUCCCGCGGAUUGAAUUGCGCUUCCCUCCUGACGCCUCUUGCUGGGAGAGGAGACCGUAAUGCAUUCGAGGAGCAAUUUUCCAAGGAGCUGGAAGAAGGUCGCCUUGUUAUCACCGGCUGGACGCAUGGUCGCGGUGGACCCGGUGGAAUUUUCAGAUACAGCCUCGGUUCUUUGGUGGUGGGAGGUGAGGAUCAGGCUUCCAUGCUGGCCAUGAUGGAUACUGUGAACGCUAUUCGCAUUCCGAUUGGAGCCACGAACGUGAAGCACUUUAUCCACGAUACUGACUUCCAUCAUCCAACUAUCAAUGAUAGCUCCAAGAAUACUCUGCCAGGAAUGGAUGACAGAUUUCUCAUGCAUGUCAUCAAGGCGAGCUCAACAUCAGGUCCUUCAACGCAGGUUCCAGAUUUGUGCAUAGGCUCAGAUUACCUAACGGAGCACGUCUCCAUCACGCCCCUCUCAACAGGUCAAGACGCACCCGAUAAGCCCGUCAUGCAACUGCUCUCAGCAUACCUCCCCGUCGCGCUCGGGUGCCUCGCGAUACUGGUCUUGGCAAGCAAGGUGCAGAAUUACCUCGAAGCCAAAGCCUUUGCGAAGAAGAACGGCACGCAGCCGGCGAGGAAGCUGCCUCAGUGGGAGCAAUGGGUCGGGAUCCAGAACGUGCUCGAGAUGCUGCGGGCGGCAAGAAACCACGGCAUCCUCGAGCUGGGCCUGCGCCGGUACACGGCCAUGGGCAAGACGUUCGAGACCAAGGCCCUGGGGAGAUCUUUUACGCAUACGAUCGACCCGGAGAAUAUCAAGACUGUGCUGUCGACCAAUUUCAAGGAUUUCGGGGUGGGCCAGAGGAUCGACACUCUCGGACCGCUGCUUGGCUCGGGGAUCUUCACGACGGAUGGGGCGGCUUGGGAGCAUUCUCGGGCACUGGUGAGACCAACUUUUGCCAAAUUACAGGUCAGCAACCUGGAUACCUACGAGGAGCAUGUCUCGCACCUGAUCAACUUGAUCCCCUCGAAUGGGGCGACGGUGGACUUGGCGCCGCUCUUCUUCCGGCUGACGAUCGACGCGGCCACGGAGGUGCUCUUUGGACGCAGCCUCAACACGCUGCAGAAGUCGCCCGACUCGGAGGAGCACAUGUUUAUGAGGGCCUUCGACACGGCCCAGUCCAAGGCGAACUUCCGGCCCCGGAACUGGUUCGUGGCCAACUACAUCUUCCGGGAUGCGGAAUGGGAUGCGGCCCUUGUGACUGUGCACAGCUUUGUCGACAAGUACAUCUCGAAUGCCUUACGGAAGAGAUGCGCCAGUUCACCCGGGAGCACGGCGUCUACCAGCCCGGACAGUAAGAUUGGCGAGGGUGCCGAGGACGACUCUUGCAUUGUGGGGCCUGAUGGCAAGAAGAGGUAUGUGUUCCUGUACGAGAUGGCCAAGGAGACCUCGGACCCGAUCGAGUUGCGACACGAGCUGCUAAAUGUGCUCCUGGCCGGCCGUGAUACCACUGCGUCUCUGCUGUCAAACACUUUCUUCGUCCUCGCCCGUCGUCCCGAUAUAUGGGCCAAACUCAAAGAGGAGGUAGAUGCCCUAGGUGGUGAAUUUCCCGACUAUGACACCCUUCGCGGCAUGAAGUAUGUCAAGUAUCUAUUGAACGAAUCCCUCCGUCUUUAUCCUGUUGUUCCUCUCAACUCCCGCAUCGCAAGCCGCAACACCGUCAUCCCCCACGGUGGCGGGCCCGACGGUCAAGCCCCCGUGACCAUCGGCAAGGGCGAAGGUGUCUCGUACUCUGUCUACGCAAUGCACAGGAGGAAGUCUGUCUUCGGAGACGACGCACACGAGUUCGAGCCCGAGCGCUGGGCACGCUCCGACAUGAGACCCGGAUGGUCAUACCUCCCGUUCAACGGAGGCCCGAGGAUCUGCCCUGGCCAGCAGUUUGCCCUGACCGAGGCUAGCUACGUGGUUGUCAGGCUAGCGCAGACGUUUGAUCGGAUUGAGUCGCGGGAUCCGAACCCGUGGACCGAGGGCUUGGGGCUGACGACUGUCAAUUUGAACGGGGCAAAGGUUGCGCUGGUCAAGGACGCAUAG
Messenger RNA from Diaporthe amygdali, 3222 nucleotides. RefSeq lists its product as uncharacterized. Gene Ontology annotation, molecular function: ATP binding; iron ion binding; heme binding. NCBI's taxonomy places the organism in Eukaryota, Fungi, Ascomycota, Sordariomycetes, Diaporthales, Diaporthaceae. The coding region runs from base 1 to 3222 and encodes 1073 amino acids. The transcript has 9 exons. The record is from RefSeq and is a predicted model, not a curated record.